AUGAAAUUUAGUUUACCGUUAAAAAAACCAACAUCAGCCAACAGCUCAAGCAAUGUGGUCAAUAAAAUAGAUCAAAAUGCUAUUAAAAACGUUUCUGUCUGCUUUGCAUCUUCAGAAAGUGACAUUAAACCUGUCCCAAAAGCCAAACAACCAUUAAAUUUCACUGAUGACCCCGAAAAGCAAACUACAAUUGCAAGUGAGACUUGCCCAUUUCAAUUGAAAAUUAAAUUUAAGGAAUCGACGGAAGCCCUUGAAGACCAAAUUCUAACUCAAUAUGACGAAUUUGUAGAACCCAGCAAAGAGGCUAGCUUCAAGCCUGUGUAUUUAAACGUUGGGAAUAAGGAUGAAACCAUAAAACCAGAGGAACGGCCUAAGGCUCGAUAUAUUGAGAAGCUGGUUAAAACAGCCCAAAAGAGGGAAAUUGAACGAGAUCUAAUCAUCGGGAAGAAAGAACGAGAGGGGGCUCAAGGUGAUGUGUUCGUCACAAACGCAUAUCGCAAAAAGCUGGAAGAGAGGGAGAAGAUCAUACAGAAAAUGAUGGAACAGGAUAAGUCUGAUGAGAUUGAGGCAAUGAAUAAGAAUUUAUCUGCACUACAUAAAAAUAUGUUAGAUUCUGAAGGUUGGAAAAGGAGACACACGUAA
Molecule: messenger RNA, 642 nt
Organism: Babesia microti strain RI
Lineage: Eukaryota; Apicomplexa; Aconoidasida; Piroplasmida; Babesiidae
Exons: 1
Coding region: 1-642 (213 amino acids)
Biological process (GO): regulation of alternative mRNA splicing, via spliceosome
Source: RefSeq, a predicted model, not a curated record